Cornus florida is the source of this 6277-nucleotide messenger RNA. RefSeq lists its product as uncharacterized. The transcript is spliced from 10 exons. The coding region runs from base 184 to 5823 and encodes 1879 amino acids. Lineage: Eukaryota; Viridiplantae; Streptophyta; Magnoliopsida; Cornales; Cornaceae. The record is from RefSeq and is a predicted model, not a curated record.
UUUUUAUUUUUAUUUUUCCUAUUUUGGGUUUUAUUUCAAGGUUUUGAAACUUUUUUGAUACGUUACUCGCUCUUUAUCGGUGUAAGCUUACUUCAGAAAUGCCACACUAGCCUACCGUCGUUUUCCCGAAAUUUGAAAUCCUAUCCGCGCUCUAAUGGCAACCCCAUCUCUACCGUUCAUCUAAUGCCCCAAAUCUCUCUCUCUCUCUCUCUCUCUCUCUCGCUUCUGGACUCUGGACUUCUUUCUCUCUGUCGAUCUCUUUCUCUCUCCGUAUAUAUAUAUAUAUAUAUCUAUCUAUCUCCAGGGGACAUUGAUGAGUGCGUUGAUGGCUUGUUCACUCUGAAGAUGACGACCAUAGAGAAGCUAUUCGUGCAGAUCUUCGAGCGAAAGAAGUGGAUCAUCGAACAAGUCAAGCAACAAACUGACUUAUACGAUCAACACCUCGCUUCCAAACUCCUUAUUGAUGGAAUUACCCCUCCAAAGUGGCUGUGGAACCCUAAACUUCGCUCUGAUUGUUUAGAUCCCAAAGAGUUGAAGAAAGAGAAGUUGAUUUCUGAACUUCUACUUCCACAUCCACAUCCACGACCUGCAGUCCCUUAUUCUGGUGGUUGCUGCUCUUUGUACAACAAAUCAGUUAUUACAGAAGAUAAUGGAGAUUUACCCAAUGAAUUAUUCACGGAAACUCAUACUUCCAACAAAGGAGUUGAUGAAGAAGAUGGGCCAACAGUUGUGCCCGAGUGCCACGAUAUUGAUGGUGGAUGUGCUUUAAAUUGUGUUCCUGAGCUGGAUUUUAGUGCUGCCUCUCCUCAAGAGCAGACAGAUGUAAGAAUCUCAAACAUUUCUACUGCAUCAGAUCCGUCACUUGCUAGAAUUCAAAGGUCCAAGUCAAGGCAAAAGGCUCUGGAGCUUCGCAAUAGUGCAAGAACAGUUACUAAAAGCAAUCACGAGAAUAAUACUGGUGUUUCUUCUAGUGGAUUUGUAGCAUCUAGAUUUAAUUCUCAACCGCCAGAUAAAGUCAAUGACUUUUUGGAAUUGUCCAAACUUUCUGAUAUUAGCAGUGAUAACUGCGAGGAGAGAGAGCCAAAAGAAAAUUGCCUGAGCAAGGGAAAGGGUACUGACAUUAAUUCAGACAGGAUUACAAGAUCUAGAAGUUCUUCUGUUGGAUUUAAAACAUCUGCGAUUGCUUCAAAAAAGCUUGAUCAUGUUGAUGAAAUGUUGGAAUUGGCCAAGCCUCCUGAUAUCAGUAGGGAUAGUUGUGUGGUAAGAGAGACAAAAGGUGAUGCCUUAAGCAAGGAAAAGGGCACUGACAUGUAUCGCAAUAGAAUUACGAGAUCUAGAAGUUCUUUCAAUCCACGCAGUUGUGUUGAUGAAUCUUUUAAACUGGAUAGCUCUUCUGAUAUUGCUAAGAAAGACGUUGGCAGAGAGACUAGGUUGCAAACAACUUGUAGUAUUGAAGGAAUAUCUAAGCCUGUAAAUUCUUCCAAUAUUGUUGGCCCAAGAUUUACAAGGUCAAGAUCUAGUGAAUCUGGCAAGUCUCCACUUGCACACUCAUUAAACAGUUUUGAAGGAUAUGAUCUUCAGAACGUGUUAGAUAGUCAAGAAAUCUCGUAUCGCCUUGAUACAGAUGAUAUUGUUAAAAAGGAAGGAAGUGCUGGAACUGCUACAGGAACUCAGCAUGUUUCUGAUGGACAAGCUCUGGCUGAUUGUUCCGGGUCUAAUUUUGAUGGUGCUAGGCUACGGUUGGAAGUUUUGGUCUCAAGGCGGACUUCAGAUCUUAGUAUGUCUGUGAAGCCCAAGCAACUUGAAUAUGAUGACGUUGAAAAGUGCACUUUGAAUGAAACCUUUAGUCCUAAGUUGGAAAAGAAAAUGUUGGCCAAAUCAUCAGAAGAUAGUACUUUAGUGGAUCCUGCAGCAUCACUAAAUGAAUUAGCAUCUGUUGACCCUGACAGAAAUUAUCAGGAGAAGCAAUCAUUGGUGCAACGAAAGGUUUCAAACAAAGCAGGGGAGGCUCAGGGGGUUUCUUUUGAAGCUCAUGUUGAGGAGUGCGUUGAAGUCGAUUCAAAUGUCAAUGAGAAUCCUAUGCUGAAGAGUAUUGAGAAUACCUUAGUGGAUCCUGCAGCACCACUAAACGAAUUAGCAUCUGAUGACCCCGACAGAAAUUCUCUGGAGAAGCAACCGUUGGUGGAACGGAAGGUUUCAAACAAAGCAGGGGAGGCUCAGGGGGUUUCUUUUGUAGCUCAUGUUGAGGAGUGUGCUGAUGUCGAUUCAAACGUCAAUGAGAAUCCUAUCCUGAAGAUUAUUGAGAAUACUUUAGUGGGUCCUGCAGCAUCACUAAAUGAAUUUGCAUCUGAUGACCCUGACAGAAAUUCUCCAGAGAAGCAAUCAUUGGUGGAACAGAAGGUUUCAAACAAAGCAGGGGAGGCUCAGGGGGUUUCUUUUGAAGCUCAUGUUGAGGAGUGCGCUGAUGUCAAUUCAAAGGUCAAUGAGAAUCCUAUGCUGAAGAGUACUGAGAAUACUUUAGUGGAUCCUGCAGCAUCAGUAAACGAAUUAUCAUCUGAUGACCCUGUCAGAAAUUAUCCGGAGAAGCAAUCAUUGGUGGAAUGGAAGGUUUCAAACAAAGCAAGGGAGGCGAAGGGUGUUUCUUUUGAAGCUCAUGUUCAGGAGUGCGUUGAUACUGAUUCCAACAUCAGUGAGAAUCGGGUUUUGAAGGGUAUUGAAGAUAAUUUAGAUGCUGUCCUGCAUAUUCAACAAUCUCCUGUUUCUCAUGAGGUACACGAUAAACUACCAAGUGUUGAUAAGGGCCCUGCUGAAGAAAUCCAUCAGAGUUUGAAAUUUCAUUUAACAGAAGGGUUUGAGUCUUCACCUGAUACGCAGAUUAAAGAGGCUGAACUUGGCUAUGAAGGGAGAAGCAAAACCACCCCUUUCACAUUCAAACACAAACAAUUGGGGCCAUCUAUUGUCUCAAGUUUGACCAAACAGGAAGCUGGAGACUCACAAGGUUGCGUGGUUGAGGAAGCGGGAAUGACAGAUCCAACUAGCAUUGUCGUUGAUAACCAAAAUCUGUUGCACCCAGAAGAUAAACUUGAUUGGAGAAGUAAAGGCAUUGUGGCUUCUGAUGAGAGAAACCUGCAGGAAAGGAGAAAAACUCGUCUGGUUGAGGGUAGUUUAUUUGAGUAUGGUUCAGUUGGAUCUGUGCAUAACGAGGAGAAGAACGCCAGUUGUAUUAAUAGUGAAUUCCAAGUUGCAAAAAAGUCCUUUCUGCCACAGAGAAGUUUGAGCUCUGCUAUGCAGGAUUCAUGGCCGCAGUUUAAGCGGAGAAAGAUCGAGGGACAGCAAACUAAGUUCUUCUCUGCUUCUCCAAGCUGUAGGGUGGAAAGGCUACAUAGUAUUGAAAGAGGGCCUGCAAAAAGAUAUUUGAGGACUGUGGAAAAUGCAGGGGCUGUCCCAGAAUUUAAAAAAAUUCCUGUUUCCCAUGAAGUGGAUGCUAGACAAUCAAAUGUCUAUGAGAAUCCUGACGUGGAAAUGCAUCAGGCAGGGAAGUGCAUUUUGGCAGAAGAAAAUGAGCCUUCACCUAAGCUGGAACUGGAAGAGGAUCUACUUGGCUCCGAGGAGAGAAAUAAAAGGACAUACACCCCUUUUACAUUCACACACGUACAAUUAGGGCCAUCUCCCGUCUCAAGAUUGGCCAAACAAGUUUCUAGUGAUUCUAGUGGUUGCCCAGUUGGGGGAAUGGUAACAGAGGAUUCAACUAAUGCAAACCUUGAUGCAAGAAGGGGCUACAAUGAGCAAGAUUACCAUUUUUUACUGCAUUCUGAAAAUAAUGUUAAUAUGGGAAAUACAGUUGAUUUGACGUGUACUGAGAGAACCCUGGAGGAAAGAAAACCUCAUCUGGGAGAGGAUGGCCUAUUUUCAUAUGGAUUAGUUGAAUCUCCACAAAACAAGCACCUGGAUUUGAUUGGUGCUGAUCAAACUUUGCCUGUGUUUGAGGGGUUCAUUCUUGAUGCGCAAGGAGAGAAUGGACAACAUCAUAUUGCUGGAUAUGGAAUCAACUUUGACAAAUUGGAGCUUCCUGAUAGCACAAUAGAACGCGCUAGUUUUCUGGAGCAGCUUUGUAAAUCUGCUAGCAUGCAUAAUACACCGUUGUCUCAUUUUUCAGCUACAUUUAAAUCGCACAAAACACCAGAACUGUACCAGUCUGUACCAAAUGGACUUCUUGAGCGCAUGGAACUGAAGAGCACCUUGCCUCUAAAUGAUGAUGGUGGCAUGCAGUUUAGGGCCAGUUACAGUUGUGAUAAUGAAUUCAAAUGUGCUUUUGAAGGGGUCUCAUAUUCUGACUGUCUACCACAUUCUAAUCAACACUUUGGUUGGAAUUUGGAAAAACCAUAUAUGUCUCCAGUUGGAAAACUCUGGGAGAGUCUCACAUCAAACUUGAGCAGUUCGGAGAAGAAGCGGAGCUUAAAUCCGGAGCUUACUUGCUUCCCAAUUGAGGAAGAUCCUAGUAUCAGUGAAGAAAAUGAGAAUACAGAUGAUGUGGCCGAUACAAUCCAAGAAGGCAUUAGUUCAGUAGCACUGAAUAGUGGUGCCAAAAGAGAACCACUUGCUGAGAUAACAGAAGACCCUCCUGCAUUGAUUUCUGCAGCAAAGAUAUUUCCAGAUAGAGAAAGUUUAGAUUCCAUAAAUACAGAAGGCAUCUUUACUGGGACUCGUAAUAGGGUCAAACAGAGUCUUGGAAAUCGCCAUAGCAAUAAGAGAUGUACUAAUGAGGCAAAGGAGAAUCAAAAUUUAUCAGUGGGUGUAAUUGGUGUUAAGAAGGCUGCUGAAUCACUGCAUAACAGGUAUAGUAAGCCAAAAUUAUCAGGUAAAGCAAGUUUGAGGAAAGGAGGGCAGAGUCUCUCAGAAAGGGAGUCUAAGCGUAACAACAUUGUUUCAAAUAUCUCCUCCUUUGUUCCACUUGUUCAACAAAAACAAGCUGCCGCUGUAUGUACAGGAAAGAGGGACAUCAAAGUGAAGGCACUAGAGGCUGCUGGGGCUGCAAAGCGCCUUGAAGCAAAAAGAGAAAAUGAACGUAAGAUGAAGAAGGAAGCAUUGAAGCUUGAGCGAGCCAGAAUGGAGCAAGAAAACUUGAGGCAAAUGGAAAUAAAGAAGAAAAAGAACGAAGAGGAACGGAAGAAAAAAGAGGUUGAUGUGGCAGCAAGAAAAAGACUGAGGGAGGAAGAAGAUAGGAAGGAGAAGGAAAGAAAAAGAAAAAGAAUUGAAGAGACACGGCGACAACAGAGAGAACAUGGGGAGAAAUUACACACGGGGAAAGGGGAGAAAGAAGUACCAUCUGGUGCCAUAGGUAAAAAAGUGAACAGCGGGAAGGAAUUUAACGAUGAAUCAGAAAAGCAUCGGAAAAUGGAAAAAGAAAGGGGAGACGACAAUAUUGCUGAAAAGCCUGAGACUGAACUGAAGACAGCUGGGCUUUCCACAAGUGAUGUCAGACAAGCAAGCAUUCUUUCUGAAGAUUGUGGGACUUCUACUGAUUGUGGUGAUAUAGAAGAGGCAAUGAUUGUUUCUGAUAAAUCACCUGAGAAAGAUGACCGGGUUAACAAGACCAGUCGAGAAAAAUCGUAUGAGAUCUCUCCAUAUCAGUGCUCAGAUGAUGAAGAUGAAGAAGAAGAUGAUAUGCCCACCAGAAAAUUUAUUCCUUCAUGGGCCAGUAAAAAUGUAGUGGCUUUGGUUCUGUCCUCCCAGCAGGAAGUUGACCCAGAUGUAAUAUUCCCCCAAGAAAGUUUUUGCAGUAUGGAUGAAGUUCUCUUGCCUCGAAAAUUACUGCUAAAAUAGGAGGCUAUGUUGAUGGGAUGGUUGGUUUUUGCAAUAUUUGCAUUCUGUGGUCUUCAAGAAUAUCAUAUAUUCAUUCAUUUGGAAUAUGGACGAGAUCUUCUGCACCAAAAUAAGAUGUGACGGAUCUCAGAGAACGUUCAGGAGGAGUCGGAGGACUAGAUGAACAUAAAUGAAGUUUUAUGGCUGAAGGUAUUCAAAAUUAUAAGUGGAAUGACAUUGUUAAGGUGAUACCAUCCUAGCUCCUCUCAGCUAGGAGUUAGAUUCAGUGAUGUAUAUAAUUCAUAUGCAUUGUGAUUUGAGAUCCCUCUCAAACGAGUGGAGUUUCAAAUUCGAAAAGGCUAGUGCCUGACCUUUUGAUCCACCUGUGCUUUCAACAUUUGUGAUCUGUCAGCAGGAUGAAAGACACGAUUUUGAUUACUAGAUCAUAAAAGGGUAAGAUCUCUCCCUCUCUCGC